AUGUCGGAAACAGGUGAUCCCUCGCUGGAUAAGCAACAGCACAUCAAAUAUUGGCAGCGCUGUCAUAAAACAUACCUCCCUUCCCCUUACACAGCCUACGACUCGACCCGCCUUACUUUCGCUUGCUUCAUUAUUUCGGCGCUUGACACUCUGUCUGUCCCGCUCACCCAUAGUGAACGCGGUGCUAUCCGUCGGUGGGUUCUCAGUCUGCAGCAUCCAGAAGGUGGCUUUUGUGGAAGUUCAACGCACGCAUUACCGGGUCAAGAAGCAUACAAGGGCACAGCAAACAUUGCAGCUACCUCCUUUGCGCUUUUACUGUUGGGCCUGGCGGCCAAUGGUGAGGAUGAGGCGAGGUCAGCUUUCAACGGGGUGGACAGAGUACGGUUAUUGAAGUGGCUGAAGAGACUUCAGAGAAAGGAUGGGAGUUUCGGACAGCUUUUAUGGGACGGGGAGAUUGUGGGCGGCAGAGAUAUGAGACACAGCUAUCUAGCGAGCUGUAUUCGAUGGAUGCUCAGGGGAGAUGUCAAGGAAGGCGACGAGGGCUGGGUGGAGGAUUUGAACGUCGAUGAAAUGAUUGCACAUGUCAAGAGAGGCCAAACAUAUGAUGGUGGAGUAGCAGAAUCGUCACAGCACGAGUCUCAUGCUGGCUAUGCAUACUGCGCGAUAGGUGCGCUGUCACUCUUGGACAGACCACCAGAUUCGACAUCGCCGCAUCCUCCCGAGGAGGCGCUGAAACGGGGUAUCCCGGAUCGUGAUGGACUCUUGCACUUUCUCGCCUCUCGCCCUUUUGCCUACCUCGCCAAGGAAGAGGAAGAGGAUGAAGUAGAGGAAAACUUUCUUGAGUCAAAGGCUGGUGAGCUCGAUCUUGGUCAUAUUGGAUUCAACGGUCGAUGGAACAAGAAGGCCGAUACGUGCUACUGUUGGUGGGUUGGCGGUACGCUUGCAAUGCUAGGGAACUCUGCCAUCAUCAAAGUCAUUCCUUCGCGACGAUAUCUUCUCGAUAUCACACAACAUCGCAUUGGCGGGUUCUCUAAGAACCGUUCGGCCCCGCCGUAUCUUCCAUUUGUCGGAUUGAAUCAUCUGAACCAUGUCGCGAUUGACAAGACUCCAUCAUUUCACCCAAACGUCGCCGCCAUGUCCUCUACACCAAAAGACACAGCCGAGGCCACGGAGCCUGCGAAGUCAAGCAACACCGAUACGCAACCUUGGAACGACGACAAACGCCGCAAGUUCGAAACGUCAGCGACAGCCCCGCCCAUGAACGACCGCGACACUGACGAGGCUUAG
This is a messenger RNA of Fusarium subglutinans, 1287 nucleotides long. Its product is annotated as farnesyltransferase geranylgeranyltransferase type-1 subunit alpha. NCBI's taxonomy places the organism in Eukaryota, Fungi, Ascomycota, Sordariomycetes, Hypocreales, Nectriaceae. The coding region runs from base 1 to 1287 and encodes 428 amino acids. Gene Ontology annotation, biological process: protein geranylgeranylation. The record is from RefSeq and is a predicted model, not a curated record. Gene Ontology annotation, cellular component: CAAX-protein geranylgeranyltransferase complex. The transcript has 5 exons. Gene Ontology annotation, molecular function: CAAX-protein geranylgeranyltransferase activity.